Molecule: messenger RNA, 780 nt
Organism: Jaculus jaculus (lesser Egyptian jerboa)
Lineage: Eukaryota; Metazoa; Chordata; Mammalia; Rodentia; Dipodidae
Gene: Cd40lg
Product: CD40 ligand
Exons: 5
Coding region: 1-780 (259 amino acids)
Biological process (GO): immune response
Cellular component (GO): membrane
Molecular function (GO): tumor necrosis factor receptor binding
Source: RefSeq, a predicted model, not a curated record
AUGAUUGAAACAUACAGCCAACCUGCUCCCCGACCUGUGCCCACUGGGGUGCCCGCCAGCAUGAAAAUUUUUAUGUACUUACUUACUAUUUUUCUUAUCACCCAGAUGAUUGGGUCGGUACUUUUUGCUGUGUAUCUUCAUAGAAGGUUGGAUAAGGUAGAAGAUGAAAGGAAUCUUCAUGAGGAUUUUGUAUUCAUGAAAACGAUACAAAGAUGCAACAAAGGAGAAGGAUCUUUAUCCUUGCUGAACUGUGAGGAAAUUAGAAGACAGUUUGAAGGCUUUGUUAAGGACAUAAUGCUAGACAAAGAGAAGAAGAAAGAGAACUUUGAAAUGCAAAAAGGUGAUCAGGAUUCUCAAACUGCAGCACAUGUCGUAAGUGAGGCCAGUAGUAUAACAACAUAUGUUCUACAGUGGGCUGAGAAAGGAUAUUAUACCAUGAGCAACAAGUUAGUAGCCCUCGAAAAUGGGAAACAGCUGACUGUUAAAAGACAAGGACUCUAUUAUGUCUACACCCAAGUAACCUUCUGCUCCCGUCGGGAACCUUCGAGUCAAGAUCCAUUUAUCACCAGCCUCUGUCUGAGGUCCAGGAGUGGAUCUGAAAGAAUCUUACUCAGGGCAGCAAAAGCCCACAGUUCCUCGGAAUCUUGCGAGCAACAGUCCAUUCACUUGGGAGGAGUAUUUGAAUUGCAGACAGGUGCCUCUGUGUUUGUCAACGUGACUGACCCAAGGCAAGUGAACCAUGGAAUCGGCUUCACGUCUUUUGGCUUGCUCAAACUCUGA